CUUCCGUUAGUGUUUUCUUAAUACAUUUCCAGAAAGAAGUCGAUGUACUAGACAAGCACUGACGGCUGUUGAGGGUAAUAGGGAAGUCAAAUGAAACGAGACGUAAAGUAGAAACGUACAGCUGACGUAUUUUCCAGAUAGAGUUGUGCAGGUGAUUGUUCGCAAAGUGUGCUAGUGUAGAGUGGACAUCGAUUGUCAGAACAAUGGAAUACGUGUUGAUAAAAGAUAUACGGCCGGGCCAGAAAAACAUUAAUGUGGUGUUUAUUGUUCUGGAAGUUGGCCAUCCUACCAUCACCAAAGAAAACCGCGAAGUUCGAACAUUUAAAGUGGCGGACAGUACGGCUUGCAUGAACGUUUCAAUCUGGGACGAGCCUGGUCAACUUUUAGUACCGGGUGAUAUAGUUAGAUUAACGAAAGGAUACGCAUCCGUUUGGAGACAAUGUUUGACGUUGUAUUCUGGAAAAAAUGGGGACAUUCAGAAAAUUGGAGAGUUCUGUAUGGUUAUAAAUGAACAGUUGAAUAUGAGUGAACCAAAUCCUGCUUUGGCUCAGCAAAUGAUUAAUCAGAGUGGAUCUGGUCCACCUGGUAGUAACGUUAACAAUAACAUUACGAAUAAUGGAAAUGCAAAUAAUAUUGCUGGUCAACCUGGAAGACAACCAUUAGCAAUUCAAAGUAAUUCAACAACACCCGCUAGCGGCACAUCCGGUAGUUCUACAACAACAAAGAGUGGAAAUGGUAGUAAUGGUAGUAGUGGUACAAACAGUGGUAAUGCUUCAGGACUUCCAGGAGGAUCUGCGAGAUAUUCUGGUGAUUCAACAACGAAAACAACAGUUGCAACAAAAACUAAUUCUCGAGGUCGUGGAAGCUAUCGAAAUGGCGGGCGCAGUGAUCGUAGAUAACACACGAACAAAAAGCGGUUAAUUAUAUAUGUGUAAUAUGAAUAUGAAACUGAUUACAUUCAGGACAACU
Dufourea novaeangliae is the source of this 969-nucleotide messenger RNA. Its product is annotated as SOSS complex subunit B homolog. The transcript is spliced from 2 exons. Gene Ontology annotation, cellular component: SOSS complex. NCBI's taxonomy places the organism in Eukaryota, Metazoa, Arthropoda, Insecta, Hymenoptera, Halictidae. Gene Ontology annotation, molecular function: DNA binding. Gene Ontology annotation, biological process: response to ionizing radiation; double-strand break repair via homologous recombination; mitotic cell cycle checkpoint signaling. The record is from RefSeq and is a predicted model, not a curated record. Bases 204 to 899 code for a protein of 231 amino acids.